GGCCUAAGAUUUUUGGCUUCAUUCUAUUAUUUUGACAUUUCGAUGUCAACCGCUACGUAUUUCUUUGAUAAAAGUCGACUUCUCUCAAUUUUUCAUAACGUCUCUGCUUUUUCCACUCGAUUAUUAAAGCACAGAGUCGAGUGGAAGACAGUUUGCGCAAAAAUAUGAGGAUGUACCCCAGGAAUUCCACGAGAACCAUGUGACACGAAUACGAAAAAGGGCUUCCAGACCGUCAAUGUGACAGAAAUGUUUUCUGCCAUCUCGACGAGCCAGCGCUACUGCGGAGCCGAUACGACCUCGACGCGAGAUAAACGAACGGCGAUAUAGUCAAGAGCGUCAAAAAUGUGCGCGAGAUGGCCAGUCCACCACCGAACCCAAGGGAAGGCAAGGGGGGCGGCUCCGAAUUCGCGGAGGAGACGGGAAGCCAACGUGCGACCGCCCCGCAGAAGACGUUCAUAGCGCCGCCUGCCUCCCAGCUGCCCACGAAGCUGGAGUUCGUCGCGCGCGGGGGCACCGGCCGCAGCGUGAAGCACACGUUCCGCACCGUGAAGGUCGCGCGGAGAGUGCCCACGCUGCCGCCCAAGAGGAGCGAGGGCGCGUCGGGCGCCAGCGGCUCGGGCUCGGGGGAGGGCGCCGGCCAGCCCGCGCCGGAGCGCCGCCGCCGCGACCGCGGCAAGCGCCACGUCUGCGGCACCUGCGACAAGCGCUUCUCCAGCCCCGGCAAGCUCAGCCAGCACAUCCUGUCCCACACCGGUGAGCUCCCCUUCUCUUGUGAAUUUUGUGACAAGCGAUUCAAUUCUAAAUUCAAACUCGUACGCCACGGUCUCAUUCACAGCGAGGCUAGAGCCUUCGCGUGCACGGUCUGUGGCAAAACUUUCAAUCGUAAAGACCAUCUUACGAAUCAUGUAAGGGUGCACAACCCUGUCAAAAAUUUGUAUACUUGUGAAAGGCCCGAUUGUAGAAAAUCAUAUACAUCUUUGCUAAGCUACCGCAAGCAUGCUGCUCUUCAUUCUGCCGAAGAGGGUAAUUUACAAUGUAAGAUCUGUGAUGAAGUGUUCAGUACAAAACAAGAUAUUAUUUAUCAUCUCAAAGUUCAUACCGGGAGUCGAACUGUUAAAAGUGAGACAGAUAAAAAGUAUACAUGUGAUCAUUGUGAUAGAAGAUUUUUCACCGCAAAAGAUGUACGCCGGCACAAUGUAGUACAUACAGGCAGACGGGAUUUCCUGUGUCCCUACUGUCCUCAAAAAUUUGGGCGGAAGGAUCAUCUGGUUAGGCAUGUUAAGAACGCUCAUCCAGAAGAGUCAUGGAAAUCUGCAGCAGUGGGGACUUCAAGAGAUCCACCUCCUGAAGUUACCUUUGAGGAAAGCUUCACAGAUUUUCCCAUUGCCACACCUGAAUUUGGAAUCUGGAAACCACCAUCGCCAAAACAGGAGGUUCCAGACGGUAGAACUAGUGUGCCUGCCUGUGACAUAAUUGUAGAAAUGCCUGAAUUAGAUAUAAAAGUGGAACCACAGUUAGAUAUUAAAAUAGAAGAGCCACCAUCGCCAGGUGAAAUGCUAGAGUACCCCGUGGUAUAUGUGGUGCCACCUUCGUACCCUCCAACGCCAUCUGACUUGCCGUUUAUAACACAGCAAUUAAGUGAUACAAUGGAUGUGCAUUUGCUCGGUUCAGAAAACGUUGGGUCGUUGCUACUGGACCCAGGGGAAGGACCAUCCGGCCUGACGAGGGAGAUGUUAGAUCUGUUAGAGGAGAACGAAGCGACCUACUCGAGUGAAGAAGGCACCAGUCGCAGUCAGCAACGGUUGCCCGCUUUCACGCAAGCAUUUCAAACAGCGCAAAGCCCCAAGCCUCCGCCUCCGCCCCCGCCUCACUAGCGUCGCCGUCACCGGCGCAUCUCCUGCAUUUAUAAACCAAACUACCUCAUAGGUAACGUUGGUCUAAGUAAUAGUCCAAGGAAUCGUGUUUACGAUUCGUUUUUAAACCACUGUUAUCUAAUGGCACAUGUUGCCCCAUCUCAGGUAUACCGUUUCCGAAUUCUACAUGAAUAUAUUAUCUAGUCGUGUAUGUACUUUCGGAAUUGUAAAUUGUUAUUUAUAAGGUACAUGUAUGACGUUUAUGGAGUAUAAAUGGGACCAACUCUGUGAACUCGGGAGAGUAGGAUAGUUCAUGAAGUGCUAACUACUUUAAGGAUAUAAUUUAAGUAAAGAGAGGAGGAUUUGUAUGAAGGCAUAUGACUCUCGAAGGCAGUGAAUUGUAUAAUAUGUUUUAGAGAGGUUCACUGUUUUCUGCGCGAUAAUACAACAGAGAGUGUGUGUCUUAUAGGAGAGUAAUAGUUGGGUGACAACAUCAGAUCUGUUCAUAGAAUGCAUUACGACCUACCGUGUUGUGUCCAGAGUAAUCACUUGUAAACAUUUACUUCAUUAGUUACAAUGGUUUCACUUAUGUUCUGUUAUUUGGAAUGUUUUGAAAUCAUCAAUCAGAUUGAAACUAUAUUCUUACCUCAGAAGCGUUGGCUUCCUUAGUUUUUAAGACAGAUUUUUGGGUCUUCGAAAAUACAAUAUGUAAAAAUUGAAUGUGCCAAAAUUCAUAUUUGCUAUUAUUAUUGACAUUGCGAUCCAUACGCAAUAUUAUGGCUCUAUAUGUCUUAUUGAUUCUUUUUAAGUGUUCAUCUAAACGACAAUCCCAAAUUAUACAUUUCUAUUAAAUUUUAUUAUCUUUGUUACAUAUUUGUGUUAUUAGGUGCCCUGCAUUUAUUACAAAAGAGUUGUAAUACAAAACGAACACUUUACCUCAAUAAAUCCUAAUUUUUAUAUACAUAUUAAUUUUAAAUGUAGAUACAUAUUUUUGGAAAUUGUAUUAGCUAAGAAGUUAGCUAUGUGUUGUAUAAUAACUAUAAUUGUUGUAGUUCUGAUUAAUUUGUUGCAAAACAUACAAUAUGUAUUUAUGUACAUGUUUUGUGUAUUUUAAUGUGUGACGUCUAAUAUAAACAAUUGUAUGAGAGAUCCAAUGUUGUACACACUUAUUAUUAUUGAAUAUGUAAAUAAUUCUAAUCUUUUAGGUUAAUAGGACUGUAAAAAAUUAAAUCUACCUCAAUUGCAACUUAUUCUUACGUUUAGAAAUUUAAUUGUUAGGUUAGUGAGGAAGACGUUUCUUUUUUCUUUAUGAGAAAUACACGCAAUAUAGGGCUGGUUAGCAUUCAACAUAUUUUUGUGUUUAUGUUUAAAUUUAGUGUGUGCUGAUUCAAAAUUGUAAUACAAUAAGUAUAUAUUGAUAUCAUUUCGCUUUGUUUAUAUUAAAUAAGAAUAGCUGUUGUUUUAUAUUUGAUAAAAAGUACAAUACCAAAUCUCAUUCAGGAGAAAUGAGGGAUAAAAAAAAAAUCAUUAACAAAUUCGAAAUUAAAAAAAAAAUAAGAAAAUAUGGCAUUCUCAUUACAUUUAAAUAUUCAUCGCAUUGUGUAGAAUAUUAUUAUUUGUAGAUAGAAAUAUGGAUAAAAAUGUUAGAAAAAAAUAUCUUAUUGUUACAUAUCGGUUCUAAGCCUACAUAUAUUUGAUAUAGCUAUUUUAAUAUCGAUCUUUAACACUAACACCAGUCUUAAGCCUUUCAGCUAGUCAUACAUACAAAUACUACAUUCUAUAAUAGUUUAAAGCAGGUAUUUUUCAUGUAAAUUUUUAAAUAUAUUUAUUUAGAAACAGCAGAGGAGUAACCAACGUGUUGGUAAGUAUUUCUGGGUUUCUAAACAUACUAUGAAAAAUUGGUAUAUGAUUUAUGAACCUUAUAAAUAGAUUAAAAAAUGUUAUGUACUAAUACAUAUCAGUUAUAUUCAUUCGCUUUCCUGUUUCAAAUGGUUAGGUAGAAAGUUUCUGUUAUUAUUUAUUUAAAGAGCUGAAUUUUUAAAACGAAUGUACUAAGUAUCCACUAUUUUGUUUUGUAGCACUGAAAGUGUUCAAUAUUCCCUUAUUAUUGGAGUUUUUAUGCAUAAUUAUUGUAAUUGUUAAAUUUUUAUUACCCAGUUUUUAUUUUUAUUUUUUUUAUAUAAUAUAACAUCUAAUGAGUGUGACUCGUAUUUAUAUUUUUUUAUAAUUGUGAACAUUAUGUGUAAAGCCAAAUAAUUACAUAAUUUUAUUCGUGUUUACAACUAAGAGUUCGAAUAUUUUUUUUAUUUAUAUGUAACUUUAAAUACGUAAGUUUUGGUUAACAUCAACGAAUAUUAUAUACUACGAGUAAUGAUUAAAAUAUAAAUAAAUAAAAAAUCCGAAAUCAUGAGGGCGAAAGCGUUAAUGUUUAUUUUUAUUAUGUUUUAUACAUAUUUGAUAUGUGUUCGAAUUGAUAAAUAUUCGCUUAUAAUGUUGAUUUAAUUAAUUUGAAAUUUUUUACUCGUAGUUCAAGGACAUUGAUCCGUAGGUAUAUACGUAAAAUGGUACAUAAAAUAGGGGCCUUAAAAUGUUUAAAUAAUAAAUAAAUUGUUGAAAUUAAAACAAAAAAAAUAUAUUUUUGAAAAUUCUACAAUAUUAUAAUAGAAGGAAAAUUCUACAAUAUUAUAAUAGAAGUGAUCUAUUUUUGUUACGCUUUUUUUUAUAGAAGUGAGGCAUUUUAUAUUGGAUGUUAGAAUUUUAUGUAAUUCUAAAUAUUUUUAACGAUCCUUUUAUAGAAUGAAAUAAAACGAUGGAUUAUUAUCAUUAUUUCAAUUUGAAUAUUGUGAAACCUGUUUUUUGUUUAAUUCAUGUAAAACAGUUUGUAACUUGAUAAUACUGAAUGCCUGUCCACAAGAAUGUACUCAUUGAUAACUUGAAGUUUAUUCAAGUUUUUUUCUUUUAUUUGAGAACCGGGAAAAUUUUUGGAUGCCGUUAUUUUAUAAAUUUUAAUUAUCUAUGAAUUCUAUGAAGGGCCAAAGAUGAAUGACUUUUUUCUGUGUUUUUUUUUUUUACAAUACUUAUUGUUGUAUUUUUUAACACUGCCAAAUCACUUCUUGUGGACACGCAAAAUUUAUUUUUAAAUAUUCUAUUUACACGAUAAAAUAGCUGAUCAAUGAAUAAAUAUUGUACCUGGUUUAUAAUAAAAAUACUGUAAUGUUUUCAUUGUAAUAAAUAUUUUGGACAUCAU
This is a messenger RNA of Colias croceus (clouded yellow), 5100 nucleotides long. RefSeq names its product zinc finger protein PLAGL1-like. NCBI's taxonomy places the organism in Eukaryota, Metazoa, Arthropoda, Insecta, Lepidoptera, Pieridae. Gene Ontology annotation, biological process: regulation of transcription by RNA polymerase II. Bases 354 to 1874 code for a protein of 506 amino acids. The transcript has a single exon. Gene Ontology annotation, molecular function: RNA polymerase II transcription regulatory region sequence-specific DNA binding; DNA-binding transcription factor activity, RNA polymerase II-specific. Gene Ontology annotation, cellular component: nucleus. The record is from RefSeq and is a predicted model, not a curated record.